AUUAAAUCUAUGGCUGAGAAGUAUUGCACUGACGACCUCUCUCAGGUUCCACUCAUCGUCUAGUUCUUCUCAAAAAAAAAAAAAAACCUCAUGCUUUAGUUCUUUGUUUUCUCUCAGCAGCACUGAAAUUUCUAGGAAGUGGAAGUACUCAGAAAAAUAUAAUAAAACAGAGCAGUGGAAAUUUCUUGUAAUAUUUCCUAAAAGGAGCACUGAAAUUUCAUCACUUUCAAAAUUCUAGGUCCUCUCCAAAUUCUCUCCUUAAGUCUUCUCUCUUUUCAUUUGCAAAUUUCAGAUUGGAUUCGACGCAUUUUCAAAAUUACGCAAGUCUGGUUGGGGAUCAAAUCUAUUUUUCUAAUGGCUUUAGUGGACAUUGAAACGGACUCGUCAUCCUUCCCAAGUUCUUCUUCUGCUGCUGCCCGACGGAAGUAUGAUGUCUUUCUCAGUUUCAGAGGCGAGGACACCCGCUACAAGUUUAUGGGUCAUCUAUACGAAGCUUUGAUCCAGAAAGGCAUUUUCACCUUUAAGGACGAUGAAAACCUCGAGAGAGGAAAACCCAUUUCACCAGACCUGUUCAAAGCAAUAGAAGAGUCGAGAUUUGCUGUAGUCCUUCUCUCAGAAAACUAUGCAUCGUCAACUUGGUGCUUAGAUGAACUUGCAAAGAUCAUUUGCUGCAAAAAUGAGACGGGAAUGACAGUUCUGCCUGUUUUUCACUACGUGGAGCCAUCUGAUGUGCGGAAACAAAUGGGAACUUUUGCACUAGCAUUUGCUAAACAUGAAGAAAAGGAGAACAAAGAGAGGGUGGAGAAAUGGAGAGAUGCUUUGACACAAGUGGGAAGCCUUCGCGGAUGGCAUUUAAAGGAUUAUUGGUCUGAGAUAGAAAACAUCAAAGACAUUGUGGGAUGGAUAUCGCUUCACUUGAAAUAUGAUGCAUUACCAUACAUUGCCAAGGACCUAGUAGGAAUAAACUCUCGAAUGGAGGAAUUGGAGGCGCGUUUAGCUUUAGGGUCAAACGAUGUUCGCUUUAUAGGGAUUUGGGGGAUGGGGGGAAUGGGCAAGACAACUCUUGCUAGAGUUGUUUAUUAUAUGGUUUCGAUUAAAUUUGAAGCUUGUAGUUUUAUUGAGGAUGUUAGGGAAAAAUCUGAAAGAGAUGGUUUAGUUGGACUACAACAGAAACUUAUUUCUGAUAUUUUGAAGGAAAAAGAUUUGAAAAUUAGCGAUAAGUAUGAUGGAGUUAUCAAUAUCAAGAAUAGGUUAUGUUGUAAAAGGAUUCUUCUUGUCCUUGAUGAUGUAGAUAAAUUGGACCAAUUGAAAUUCCUAGUUGGGGAGCAUGAUUGGUUUGGUCCGGGCAGUAGAAUUAUCAUAACAACAAGGGAUGAGCAUGUGUUGAAAACACAUGAAGUAAAUGAAAUAUAUGAAGUUGAUGGAUUGAAUGGUGAACAUGCUCUUCAACUAUUUUCAUCAAAAGCCUUUAAAGGCAAACAUGUCCAAGAUGAUUAUUUAGAGCUGUCUAACCAUUUUUUGAAAUAUGCUAGAGGCCUUCCAUUAGCUCUUGAGGUUUUAGGUUCAUUUUUGAUUGGAAAAAGUAUUGCUGAAUGGAAAAGUGCAUUAGAGAGGCUCAAACAAUUUCCUGAGAGAAUCAUUUUCCAAGUACUUAAAAUAAGUUUUGAUGGACUCCAUGACACAGAGAAGGAAAUAUUCCUACAUAUUGCAUGCUUCUUUAACCAUAGGAGGAAAGAUAGUGUAGUAGAAGUAUUGGAUAGUCUUGGCCUUUACGCUGUUAUUGGAUUGAAGGAACUCAUUAAUAAAUCUCUCUUGAAAAUUGAUAGUGCAAAUGAUUUGUGGAUGCAUGAUUUACUUGAAGAAAUGGGUAAGAACAUAGUUUUUCAAGAGUGCCCUAAUGAUUGUGGGAGGCGUAGUAGACUGUGGAAUAAUGAGGAUAUUGAAAACGUGCUGAAAAAAAAUCAGGGAACAGAAGCAGUUCAAGCUAUGAGUAUGGGUAGUAUAUUUCUUGAAGAGCAAGGGGGAACUUGGAACCCUGAUGCCUUUUUGAAGAUGUACAAUCUUAGAUUUCUUGAAGUUUACCAAACUGUCUAUGUCCCUACACAUCUUCCUGGUGAUUUAAGAAUUCUUGAUUGGGUUGGAUAUCCUUCAAAAUCUUUGCCAUCAAGUUUCCAGUCAGACAAGCUUGUUCGACUUUGUUUGCAAGAGAGCCAUAUAGAAAAACUUUGGAUAGGAAUAAAGAAUUUUGAUAAGUUGAAGUUUAUCGACUUGUCCUUCUCCUUGAACUUGAUUAUAUCCCCAGAAUUGACCGGAGUCCCAAAUCUUGAGAUAUUAAAUCUUCACAAUUGUCAAAGUUUACGUGAGCUUCACCCAUCCGUUGCAUUUCUUAAAAAGCUUGUUGUUCUUGAUCUAGCUCGUUGCACAAAUCUAAGUUGUCUUCCAAGAAAUUUUGAAAUGGAUUCCCUCAUUACUCUUGAUCUUUAUUAUUGCUCAAUGCUCAAGAAAAUUCCAGAAUCUGUGGGAAACAUGGAAUGCUUACAAAGUCUUAAUUUGAAUUGCACUCCUAUUAUGGAACUACCUUCAUCAGUUGGAAGCUUGAUUGGUCUGACUUCGUUGGAUUUAAAUGGUUGCAAAAAUCUUGUGUGUCUUCCUAGCACCAUUUGUAGUUUGAAUUCACUUGAAUGUCUUGAUCUUCAUGGGUGCUCAAAUAUUGACAACUUGCCAGAGAACUUAGGGAAUCUCAAAGGUUUGAAAUUUCUUCAUUUGAGUGGAACAGCUAUAGAAGGGUUGCCAUCUUCAAUUGAACGUUUGACUAGCCUUACUUCAUUGACUCUCAAAGAUUGUAAGAAUCUUGUGUGUCUUUCUAGCACCAUUUGUAGUUUGAAUUCACUUGAAUGUCUUCAUCUUUGUGGGUGCUCAAAUAUUGACAACUUGCCGGAGAACUUAGGGAAUCUCGAAGGUUUAAAAUUUCUUGAUUUGAGUGGAACAUCUAUAAAAGAGCUGCCUUCAUCAUUUAAACGCUUGACGAGUCUGACUUCAUUGACUCUUCUUAAUUGCAAAAAACUUGUGUGUCUUCCUAACAUCUUUUGUGGUUUUGAGUUAUAUGGUUCCCUAAAUCUUUCAACAUGCUCAGGAUUUAAAAACUUUCCAGAGAACCUAUGGAUGAUUGAAGAUCUAAAGAAUCUUGAUUUGAGUGGAACAGCUAUAGAAGGGUUGCCUUCUUCAAUUGAAUGUUUGACUAGCCUUACUUCAUUGACUCUCAAAAAUUGUAAGAAUCUUGUGUGUCUUCCUAGUACCAUUUGUAGUUUGAAUUCACUUGAAUAUAUUGAUCUUUGUGGGUGCUCAAAUAUUGACAACUUGCCGGAGAACUUAGGGAAUCUCGAAGGUUUAAAAUUUCUUGAUUUGAGUGGAACAUCUAUAAAAGAGCUGCCUUCAUCAAUUGAACGCUUGACGAGUCUGACUUCAUUGACUCUUCUUAAUUGCAAAAAACUUGUUUGUCUUCCUAACACCACUUGUGGUUUUAAGUUAUAUGGUGCUCUAAAUCUUUCAACGUGCUCAGGAUUUAAAAACUUGCCAGAGAACCUAUGGAUGAUUGAAGAUCUAGAGAAGCUUAAUUUGAGUGGAACAGCUAUAGAAGGGUUGCCUUCUUCAAUUGAACGUUUGACUAGCCUUACUAUAUUGACUUUAAGAUAUUGCACAAAUCUUGUGCACCUUCUUAGCACCAUUUGUAGUUUGAAGUUGCUUAAUUCCCUUGAUCUUUAUGGAUGUUUAAAAUUUGUCAACUUUCCAAAGAACAUAGGAAAUAUGAAAGGUUUGGAGGUGCUUAAUUUGUGUUGGACAGCCAUAAAAGAGGUCCCUUCUUCCAUUGUUCUCCUUAAAAAUCUCAAACACCUACAUAUUCGUGGAUGGACAUUAUCUGAAUUUUAUUCUCAGCCAGCAAGUAGUCUUGAGUCGAUGGGCCCAUUAUGGACUUCAUUAUUUUCCCUGCCAACAAGUCCUGAUACAGAAAGAAUAUUAUUGCCUUCAUUUUUAUAUUAUUCCCUACCAACAAGCUCCAAUUCAGUGGGCUUAUUAUUGCCUUCCUUAUCAGGUCUGCGUUCUUUAACAUAUUUGCGUAUUAGUGACUGCGAUCUUUGGUCAAUACCCAAUGACAUUGGCUGCUUGUUCUCUUUAGAAAUCUUAAAUCUAAGUGGAAAUAAUUUUGUUUCCCUUCCUGAAAGCAUGUCCCAACUCUAUAAUCUUCAAAGACUCUAUUUGGAGGGUUGCAAGAGACUUCAAUCUUUGGAAAAUGUUCCAUCAACUAUUAAUUUUGUAAUUGCAAACGAUUGUAUCUCACUGGAGAGAUUGCCUGAACUGCAAUUUUAUCCUUUUAGGUCAGAUCACUCUCAUUUGAAUUUCCAAUGUCUCAACUGCUUCAAAUUGGUUGACUAUAUUCAAAGCGGUGGUAACAUGUUUAAGGUCUCUCUCUCUCUCUCUCUCUCUCUCUCUCUCUCUCUCUCUCUCUCUGUUCCUAAAAUUAUGCCUUGUAUAUUUCAGGGACUAACACAUGUUAUUAUUCCUGGAAGUGAAAUUCCGAAAUGGUUUAGCCUUGAAUGUUAAGGUGAUAACAUACAAGUGUCUUUUGCCGGGUGUGAUAAGCUAAUGGGAAUUGCGUUGAGUGUUGGUUUUGUACCCAAUGGAUCACGUCAAUAUUAUAGUGAUUGGCAACUUUCAUGUUCUUUUCAUGUCAAUGGAUUUAAAAUUGCAUAUUUCGUACAAUCUUAUUAUCUUACGACAAAAUAUGGUAAAGUUGAAUCACCUCACCUUUGGUUCCUCUAUUUGUCCACUCACCAUUCCGUCUCCAAUUGGGGCAAAAUAUGUAGUCACAUUGAUGCCAACGGAUUCAGUCAGCUCGAGAUUAAAAUAUUAGUCGACAACGUGGAGGUGGAGAAAAUUGGGGUUCAUUUGGUAUACAAGCAAGACAUUGAAGAUUCCAAUGAAACCAUGGCACAGUGCAUCAACAACAGCAGCACAUUGUAUGGGGAUUUGGGUGUAAUCCAUCAUGAUAUUGAUAAUUCAGACAUAGAAAGUAGUAGAAAUAAGCAAAGCCAUGAUGUGGAUGAUGGAGCUGGAUCUAGUGGAGAAGGCUACUCUGAUAAGGAACCACAGCCAAAGUGGAUUCAUAGAGUCCGAGAAUUUAUGACUGAUUCUGAGGAUUUGAGUCAAAGGGAAAUUUUUGACUUCUUUGCUAAGGAUGAAAUGUCCAAGAAGCUUGAAUCCAUUCACGGAGGGAAGAGCAAUAGUUAUCAUGACAUUGAAGAUUUCAAUCAAACUAUAACACAGUUAAGCAUCAACAGCAGGACACUCUCUGAGGAUCUAGGUGAUCACUGUCAUGAUCUUUAUAAUUUAGCUGCAGAAGGUAGCAGAAAUAAGCGAAGCCGUGAUGAGGAAGAUGGGGCAGGACCUAGUGGAGAAGCCUACUCUAACGACGAACCACAUCCAAAGACUUGGAGGAUGUAUGGCGUACUCUAAACAAUGCAGUAUUAGGAAUGUUUCAACUUCUUUGCCUAUACAACCAUGUAAACUAUUGAAAUGAUCAACAAAGCUUAAAUGGUAAAGAAAAGUAUUUACUGAUGUGAGAGGUGCUAGCUCCUAGACAUCAAUAUGGACUAGUUUAAAGGUGCAGAAACUUUGAAUUCAGAAUUACGAAGGGAAUUUUUGCAUUUUGCCACUGAGGCAAUGUUUACAAAGAUGUGAGACAUUUUGAGAGUUGAAAAUUGAAAAUUUGGAUAACUGGUAAUGCUGAUUAUAGCACAUUUUUGAUUUCUUAGAUGACCAAGUUGCUUCUGCCACAAAUCCCACUAGUUGGUGAAGAAUUAGCUUUGAGUAAUUUGUAAUUCUGACGGAGACAGUUCUAAGUUGGCAUUCUGUGGCACUUGCAACAAAAUAUGUUAGUGGUGACUACCAUCGAAGCAGCUUCAAUAAUACUACUUUGCCAUAUGAUAUGGAUUAUUACUCCACAAUAAGCUACCAUUAAAAUGCCCUAUGUUA
This is a messenger RNA of Quercus lobata, 6030 nucleotides long. RefSeq names its product TMV resistance protein N-like. Gene Ontology annotation, biological process: signal transduction; defense response. The transcript has 7 exons. Gene Ontology annotation, molecular function: protein binding; ADP binding. Bases 355 to 4599 code for a protein of 1414 amino acids. The record is from RefSeq and is a predicted model, not a curated record. NCBI's taxonomy places the organism in Eukaryota, Viridiplantae, Streptophyta, Magnoliopsida, Fagales, Fagaceae.